AUGAUUACAGAAGCAAGAACAGCACGACACUUACAAUAUGAAGAUUUCACUGCUGGUUGGCCGUUGACAGAUGAGAGUGAGUGUGUUGGUGCUGGGUCUGAUAUUGAGUUCUGGGGGCCUUUGAGGAAUAGAACAAUCCAAGAUAGUUUUGAAGGCAUUUCUUGUCUUUCGAAACUUCUUGAAGACUUCUACAAAUCAAAGGGGGAAGAGUGUAGUAUGAUUGAAGCAGCUAUACAAACUAGCCGCAAGGCAUUUGUCAAUGGUUGUAUUCAGGUUGAUGAAAACCACGACAUAAAUUCUGCAUACUCCCCAGUUUACAAGGAUUUCUUUGGAAAAGUUGUUGUCUUCUUUGAGCACAGGCUCAACAACAAGAGGUGGCCGCUUGCUCUUGUAGAGAUUGCGGCAGUCCAUUUGGUAAAUGGUAUACCAGUUGUUAACAAUAGGCAAAUGAAGCCAAAGGUAGUUCACCUGGCAGAUGUCAAAGAAUUGGUUGGUUUGGUGAAGUUGGACGCGACUAUAAAUACAACAACAACAACAAUAACAAUAACAUACAUAGUGUGGCCAGAGCUUAACCGCGGCCCAAAAUUGUCACUUGGUUCUCUUGCAGACCUAUAA
This is a messenger RNA of Phycomyces blakesleeanus NRRL 1555(-), 615 nucleotides long. RefSeq lists its product as hypothetical. Bases 1 to 615 code for a protein of 204 amino acids. The transcript has 2 exons. The record is from RefSeq and is a predicted model, not a curated record. NCBI's taxonomy places the organism in Eukaryota, Fungi, Mucoromycota, Mucoromycetes, Mucorales, Phycomycetaceae.